AUGAUAUGUUGUGAUGGAGCAUCACAGGGUAACCCUGGGAAUGCAGGAUUGGGAUUUGUGGAAAGAAAUGAUCAAGGUGGAUGUUUGGGAGAAACUUCUGGAGGCUUGGGGUUAGCAACAAAUUAUCUGGCAGAAGUAGUGGCCUUAGUAGUUGCUGGUGAAUGGUCUGUGAAGAAGAGGUAUGAGAAUGUUUGCUUCAGUCUUGAUUCUAAAGCAGUUUUACUAGCUUUCAACAAUGAUAGAAUACCCUGGAUUGUUGUGAAUAGAUGGAACAAUAUUAGAAAACAUAUACCAAUGAUCACAUUCAUACAUUCAUAUAGGGAGAUAAAUUUUUCUGCUGAUAAAAUGGCUAAACAGGGUGUUCUACUUGCAAGAGGGACUGUUAUGUAUUAUGAAGACAAACCAAGUUUUCUGCCUCAGUUGGAAAGAGAAGAUGGUGUGUACCUUAGAUUCAGUUCUUGA
Molecule: messenger RNA, 462 nt
Organism: Papaver somniferum (opium poppy)
Lineage: Eukaryota; Viridiplantae; Streptophyta; Magnoliopsida; Ranunculales; Papaveraceae
Product: 14.7 kDa ribonuclease H-like protein
Exons: 1
Coding region: 1-462 (153 amino acids)
Molecular function (GO): nucleic acid binding; RNA-DNA hybrid ribonuclease activity
Source: RefSeq, a predicted model, not a curated record